This is a messenger RNA of Sarcophilus harrisii (Tasmanian devil), 6940 nucleotides long. RefSeq names its product zinc finger protein 501. Gene Ontology annotation, biological process: regulation of transcription by RNA polymerase II. The transcript has 5 exons. The coding region runs from base 1517 to 2908 and encodes 463 amino acids. The record is from RefSeq and is a predicted model, not a curated record. Gene Ontology annotation, molecular function: RNA polymerase II transcription regulatory region sequence-specific DNA binding; DNA-binding transcription factor activity, RNA polymerase II-specific. Gene Ontology annotation, cellular component: nucleus. NCBI's taxonomy places the organism in Eukaryota, Metazoa, Chordata, Mammalia, Dasyuromorphia, Dasyuridae.
AGGGACUCAGGACGCAGGCGCACUGUGCUCCCCGCGGCUGGGGUUGCACGCAUUUUGUCCCUGUCAAGCCGCCCCUUGCACGCCCGUUCCCCGGCGGCCCUUGCGUGCCUGGCUCCCCGCACCCCGGGGCAGCGCCUUCGAAGCCGCAGCCACCCUCAAAGGCACAGUCCCCAGAACCCCAAGGUGUGUGGACCCCCCAGAAGUAAGCAGAGUAGCUGUCCAAGACCCUGGAUCCUAGGACUACGUGAGGAUUGAGUCCCCACUGAGGGCACCUUUGCCCAGGUGGCUCCAAUGUUGGAGGAGGGGGGUAAGAAGGAAUUUGGGGGUCAGUCCCAGCAGUUUCCCUCUUCUGCUUGAGCUGGCCUCCAGGAUUUCAGAGGCCUGUGACUACAGAGACAAGGAGAAGAGGAAUGGGUUCCUGGGAAAAGGUAGCUCCCCUCACUCUGGGAGGCCUGAUUCUAGGCCCUGACCCUCUCUUUCUACUCUCACCUCUCCAAAUUCCAACUAAGGGCAUAAAAAGAUCCCUCCCUUCUGUGGCAGGGCCUCUGUUUCCCUGUCAGUGGUCCUCCUGAGGCUGUAGAGAUGUGAGUCAUCAUCUCUGUUUCCUAUUUGUCUCCUGGGUGGGAAUAGGGAGGAUUCUCCCUUCUCUGGGGCUAGUAGCAGAUCCCUCCCACCUCUUCUCCAGCACAGGAGCCUGGGACUCAAAGAAAGAGAGCUUUUAUUUGGGGUGAGAAAGCUUGGGAUUAAAUCCUGGGCCUAUUCCUGCCCCAUCAUUGUGUGUAAAUUUAAUCUAGGUGUGGGAUUCGAAUCUCAGCAGGCUUAGAAUAUGGGUAUAAAUUUAUUACUGCUCAGAGCCUUGAUUGAAAUAAGGGAGAAGAAACUCAAAGCAUAAAAGUGAUACAAAAUUAACAACCACAGUGGCCACAAUAGAGACAUUAACAAACAAACAAGUACAAUAGACAUCAUCACCAUUAAGCAUAAAAGUAGUACAGAAUUAACAACCACAGUGACUACAAUAAAGACACUAACAAACAAGUACAAUAGACAUCACCAUUAAGGAUAAAAGUAGCACAAAAUUAACCACAGUGGCCACAAUAAAGACACUAACAAACAACAGACAUCAUCACUGUUAUGAAGAAGCACCAACAUCUGAUUCCGGGGAGUCUCAAAGGAGAGGUGUUGAGAUGUCCCUGGACAAGUUGUCCAAGGCUUUCUGGCUGAGUUCUCAAAGUCCCUUUCCACUAAGGGGUUUUUACAGGCGGAAGACAAAGAAGGUUCUGCGCUGUGUCCUCCUUUGGUACAUGACCCUUGAAACGGAGCGACCUUCCAGGGACUGCUCCCUCACAAGAGGCCCACCAAGGAAAAUAUGCUUUGACUCCUUUAGGAGGAUUGGGUUUACUCAAGACACUGGCCAGGUUUCCAGGGUAAACCCAGGCUGGUCAUAAAGGCUGCUCAUUGUCGACGGCACUCCAAGGGUGGCCAGCCCUUCUUUGUUGCUUCCCUGGCAUUUUGUCAGAUGGCUCUCUGCCCACUGAGGGUUCAGCCCCAGCCCAGGAGGAGGAGGAGGAGGAGGAAGAGGAGGAAGAGCAGGAUGGAGCAGCCCCUUCCCAGCAGGCUCGUGCUUGGUUUUCAGGAGCCCGUGACCUUCAGAGAUGUGGCCGUGGACUUCACCCUUGAGGAGUGGGGGCGGCUGGGCCCUGCUCAGAAACAGCUGUACCGGGAUGUGAUGCUGGAGACCUACCGGAACCUGGUCUCCCUGGGCUGGGAGACUAGGAACAAGACCCAGGAGAAAGGUUCAAAGGGGAAUGUCCCUGCAGAAGAAGCAACCAGAGAGAGGACGGUGGAAAGCCUCGGAGCGUGUGCUCACCACUCUGUUUUGAGGAUUGAUGAGGAAUGUGGGAGCCAGAUGGUGAGACCUCAGGAGGGGGAGAGACACGUGAGGCAAACAAUCAGACAUCCUACGGUCCCCACGGGAAGGAAACAUAAAUGUAGUGACUGUGAGAAGGCCUUUAAUAACCGCUCAGCUCUCACUGUACAUCAGAGAAUCCAUACUGGAGAGAAGCCUUAUCAAUGUAGUGACUGUGAGAAGGCCUUUAAUAACCGCUCAGCUCUCACUGUCCACCGGAGGAUCCACACAGGAGAGAAACCUUAUAAAUGUGGCGUGUGUGGGAAAACCUUCAGUAACAGCUCCUACCUCACUGUCCAUCAGAGGAUUCAUACAAGAGAGAAGCCUUAUAAAUGUACUGAAUGUGGGAAGGCCUUUAGCAACAGCUCCUACCUCAUUGUACAUCACAGGAUCCACACGGGGGAGAAACCCCACAAAUGUAGCGAAUGUGGGAAAACCUUCAACCACCAUUCAGAACUCGUCGUGCACCAGAGAACUUACACUGCAGAGAAGCCUUACCAGUGCACCGAGUGCGGGAAAGCCUUUAGCAGUAGCUCCUACCUUAUUGUCCACCAGAGGAUCCACACGGGAGAGAAACCUUACACGUGUGAGCGGUGUGGGAAAGCCUUCUGCAAAUCCUCCGUCCUGGUGCAGCACCAGAGGAUUCACACGGGGGAGAAGCCUUUCCAGUGUGACCAGUGUGGGAAAGCCUUUAGGCAGUGGUCAAGCCUCAUCAAACAUCACAAGAUUCACAGCGGAGAGAAGCUUUUUAAAUGUCUGGAGUGUGGCAAAGCCUUUAGUCAUCGGUCAGAGCUUGUUGAACACCAGAGGAUUCAUACUGGAGAAAAGCCCUACGAAUGCAGUGUGUGCAGGAAAGCCUUCCGGCACCACUCGAACUUCAGUAAACAUCAGAAGAUUCAUACUGGGGAGAAGCCUUACAGCUGUGAAGAGUGUGGGAAAACCUUCACACGGAGCACCAACCUAACCCGACAUCAAAAGAUUCACUCCAGAGAGAAAAGCUAGCCAUGUCUAGUGUCUGACACUUCAUCAGGCAAUCUUCAGAAUCUUCCUAAUCCAGCUUUAUCUCUGCGGCAAAUGCGUUUUCUGAAAAAGCAUCUUCAAUCAACAAGCGUUGAUGACAAGCCUACCAUGUGCCGGACAGUCCGCAAGCUGCCAGGGGCCAGGCUCUUGUUCAUUUAAUGGUGGUAUUUAAACUAUUCACACUUAUGAGUAAUAACUUUGAUCUGUCUUCUGACAAUUUCUUAUUGUUCAUGUUGCUCAGAGGGAGUAAAAUCCACUUCACUUUUUAAACGCACUUAAUAAAAUAAGUUAUAUAUAUUUUGGGGUAAUUCAUUUAAAUCUCUGAUAGUACUCCUGCCCCUGCCCUUUUAAUGCGUUUUGCUGAUAUGAUUGUAAGGAGAGGGAAAGAAUCAGUUUAUGGUGAGAAAAAAGAAUUGGGUUUGUUCCGCCUGGUCACCUAAGGCUGGGUUGUUCUUGAAGACCAAAAUGGCACAGUGUGUUGGAGUCCAGACAUAGUAUCUGACUGGCUCUUUGGAUUAAUAAGAGCUCCCAGUGCUCUGCCAUAGUCGGGAACAAAUAGUCCAGACGAACCUUUGGAGUGGAGCUCUUUCCACAUUUACAGAGCUCCUGCAAUUCUGCUUUGCUCAAAGCACAGCUCCUUUGAUGUGGGCACUCCAUGCUGGCCUGUCCUUUGCCACUGUCUCCCAUGUCACCCAAUCAGCCCCAAAGUUCUUAGGAGAGAUUUUGAGCGUAUUCUGCUACUGUUUCUUCUGACCUCUGUGUGAGUUCUCUGUUAAAGGCUUUUAGGCUAACGUAUGUUGGGAGCAAGUGACCAACCUCAGAGCUGUCCUCUCUGCUGUAGAGUGUCCACGCUUGGCAGUUCAGCUUCAGGAAGCACCUCAGUGUCUGGCAUUUUACCAGGCGAGCUUCAGAAUCUUCCUAAGACAAUUCAAAUGGCAGGGACUCGGUUUCCUGGACCAAUGCUGAUGGACUGUCCAGGUUUCACAGGUGUACAACAAUGAGGUCAGCACAAGGGCUCUGUAGACCUUAAGUUUGGUAGGCAGCCCAAUACCUCUUCUUGCUCACACUUUCCUUCGGGGCUUCCCAAACACUGAGCUAGCUCUGGCCAUAUGUAGACACUCUUGGAGGUAGGUGAACUUAUCCACAACAUUCAAAACGUCUCCAUUUGCUGUAAUUAAUAGGUCCAUAUGUGGAUGGCAUGGUGCUUGCUAGUGGAGAACUUACAUUUUAUUUGUGUUCAGGCCAAAAUUAGCACAAGUGGAAGAGAAUUGAUCCAUCUUUUGUUGCAUCUUAGCUUCAGAAUCUACACUGCGUGCAAUCGGGCGCAGUCCAAAAGUUGUGCACCAAAUCUCCUUCCACCUUAGUCUUGGUUUGGAGCUUUUUCAAGUUAAAUAAUUUACUGGCAGUGAGGGAGCUGACCUGGGUGCCAUUUUCACCUUUGCUGAAGGCAUCACUGAAAACUUUUUAGCAUGGAAACAUUAUGCUAAAAAGCAUAGAAGCAAGCACACAGACCUGCUUCACUUCACUGGCCACUAGGCAAGUGCGAGAACAUCAUACCGAACCCAGGCAAGCUUGUCACCACAAAACUGGCAUAUAAUACUGAUGAUCAAUACUGAUGAUGAGCUUCUCUGGGCAACCAGAUUCUGACACAGUUUUUCAUAAGCCCUUAAGACCGACAGUAUCUUGGUGAUUGUGUAUAGACCUCUGUUCUGCUCCUGGCAUUUCUCCUGAAGUUGCUGGAUCACAAAUCAUAUUGACCAUCUCUUGGUCCUUUCUGAAACCACAGUGAUUCUCAGGUAGAUUUCCUUCCAGGUAAAAGGUCAGUCUAUCAAAGAGGAGUCUGGCAAAAAUUUUGCCAUCAAUGACAGUCACAGGACAGCCUAUUUCCUUUAUCUUUAUAGGGAUGGACAAUGGAGGCAUUCCUGAACUCCUGGGGGACAAUCAUAUAACCUGGAAGAUUUCAGUCACCUUUUUGUUGAGCAAUGGACCCCUUGCCUUGUAAAUCUCAACUGGACUAGAAUCAGCUUUAUGUGCCUUGCCAAAUGAGAGGACCUAAUGGCAUUCAAAACCUCUUCAGUUGAAAUUUUUGCUAGAGAGGUCUUGACUUGAACCCAAGAUAAUUAGUCAGUGGCUUCAGAGAAUUUUAUGGAGGUGUUCAGCCUUUCUCUUCAGCAUUAUUCCUCAUUACUAAUCAGUGUGGCUCCCUCAGCACUGAGUAGGUGAGAUACGGCCUAUGAGCCCGGAAUCCUGCAUUUCUAAGCUCACUUGCACUUUACUUUUGAUGGAAUUAAACCCUGCCUUAGAGAUGUUUUAACUAUCUUGCUGGUAAACCCUGGGGAGUUCUCAUUUUUAAUUUGUCAGUUUCUGAAUUUUUUCAUUGUUUUUGUCAAACGUGUCUUGAUGUUUUUAAGUGUUCUAGCCCAGAUGAGUAAAUGUGAUGCUGUACACAACAACCUCUGACCGCUCCUUUUCUGUUCCACUCUUGCCAACCAUGUGUUAGCUUAGCUUUCACUCCAAAUUAAAAAUAAACUGUUCUUGUUUGGAAAAGUACUGUGAACUUUUGACAUUAACCUUUUGGGAGUUGUCUUGUUCUGGGGUUACUACAUGUUUAGCUUGGAGAGCAUGUCUGUGAUCAAAAGUCCAGCACUCUGCGCCUCACAUUGCCUUUGUCACUCUCGCAUCCUGUCUGCCUCUUCUCCUAACAAUCACAGAGACUAUUAAAUGCCAGUAUUUGCUAUGAGGCUGUAUCCGUGAAGUUUUAUUCCAUUUAGGCAAAUGGAAGACAGUAUUGAUGAUGAAGUCAUGCACAAGUCAUCAGUAGUGUCACAGCUAUUGCUGUGUGGUUCUGACUUCACCCCUCCAGGUCUUGUCAGGUUUUGAAGAUUGUACCUUAUUUUGCAUUAAAGUCACCCAGAAUUGUAAGCUUAUCUUCUUCUAGCUUUAAGGGUAAGGAUUUCCUUACAAAAAUUUUCCUGCAAAAGUUUUUUUUACAUUUUUUGGGUAUUUUAACCAUAGGAUUGUAUACCUACCUAUUGAGAAAAGCAGACCAGGGUUAAGUGACACAAUUAGCCCCUUUAUCAUACCAGAAAAUGAGCAGGAAAGUCCUUAAAAAAAAAAAAAGACUGCUCAGACACCCAGAGGGCUGCUGAAUGCCACUGUUGCUUCAGUCCAAUGAGAAGACAAUGGCCCGGGCCUGGACCACCCAUAUUCAACUCCCAUUGUAUUUGUACCUGCUGUUUCAUUACUUGCUCAUUGGCAUAGGACUUUGAGGCGGGUAAAAAUGAUAAAGUGGUAUGAGUGAUGUCUUCUGAUUUGCACAGAAAUUGAGUUUUAAAAAUUAUUUUAUUUUUAAUUUAUGGAAUACAACAAAGUUCACAUGCUUUGGGUAGACAACCCCUUGACUCACUAUCUGCAAAAUGGUUUAGUGGGAGUAUGACUGCUCUGCCUUCUAUAGCUUUUUGAAGGCACAGAUGAGAUUUGGGUGAAUCAGGUGGGCACCAAAGUUGGAAAGUCCUUACUGCUUGCCAGUAAGGUACUAGUCACACUAGAAAUACUAUUCUUCUCUGAACAUCAUUCUAUACACCCAACCAGAGUAAAACUGGAAGCAAUGAAUGCAUGGAAGCUGCAAAGAGCAAGCUUUAACUUCCAACACUAAAAGCUAGCCAUCCAGAAAUAAAAUGAGUGUUGUCUGGGUGGGUAGUGGGCCCCCUGAUACCAAAGGUACCUAUGCAAAGACUGGAUGACUGGCUGUUAAGUAUGUUAAGAUGGGCUGGAUUAGAUGGAACUUUGUAUGUUGAGAGGCAAGAUGGCUAGGUAACCCAGAUUGAAGCUGGAGAGAAGAAAUUUGAGUGAAAUUGGAAGAAAUUUUUUUUAUCAGGACAAAAAUACUUCUGGCUUCUGUAAAUGGAUUGAAAGAGAAGGAACGGGAUCAAGUCAGUAAAAAAAAAAUUUAUGAAGCACCUGCUGUAUGCCAGGCAAAUACAAAGGAUAUAAAGUACAAAAAAAAAAAAAAAA